Messenger RNA from Aspergillus nidulans FGSC A4, 1701 nucleotides. RefSeq names its product type 2C protein phosphatase PTC1 (gene ptcG). The record is from RefSeq and is a predicted model, not a curated record. Lineage: Eukaryota; Fungi; Ascomycota; Eurotiomycetes; Eurotiales; Aspergillaceae. The transcript is spliced from 2 exons. Gene Ontology annotation, molecular function: metal ion binding; protein serine/threonine phosphatase activity; cation binding. Bases 1 to 1701 code for a protein of 566 amino acids.
AUGUUCAGUGGCUCCUCGAGCCCACCCAAAGAUAAAUCAGAUACUAUCCCCCGAUCAGGUCCCAUAAAUACACCGUCGCUCAGUAUUCAGACCGAGGGUACCGUUGGAUCUCAAGCGAAAUCACCCCCUCCCACUAGUUUCUUCGGACGCAGAGCAAGCGAGGAACAGAGCCCUGGCGGCGACAAGAAGCGCCGAAGCAGUACGGUCUCAAAGGCAGCAUCAUUUUUCGCAAACGCAAAAAACUCCCUGAGCCUUAGUAGCCCCCGAACCGAAAGCGCGCUCAGUUCUUCGCUUCCAGAGUCUUCCUUACACAGAUACGGAAAUAUGGACCCAGCGCUCAACGUUCCACAGGGCUCACUGAAUAAUUCCGCGGGCGAAUCUUCACCAACUCCUCGAUCAUCUUUCAGAGUCGGCGUUACAGAGGACCGGAACAAAAAAUGUCGCCGGACUAUGGAAGAUACCCAUGCCUAUCUUUAUAAUUUCCUUGGUAACCCUGUACCGUCAGCGCAAAAUGAUGAUUCUGAUCAGAGCUCGCAUCCUAGCGACGCUUCGCCAAAGACCGGAGAAUUGACGCCCAUUGUUGAAACAGAUAAUGGCUACUUCGCAAUUUUCGAUGGCCAUGCAGGAACUUUUGCUGCCCAAUGGUGUGGAAAGAAGUUGCAUCUUAUCUUGGAAGACGUAAUGCGCAAGAACAUAAAUGCGCCUGUUCCCGAGCUUCUCGACCAAACAUUUACUUCCGUGGACCAGCAGCUGGAAAAGCUGCCGGUUAAGAAUAGCGGUUGCACUGCGGUUGUCGCAUUACUCAGAUGGGAAGAUAGAAUUCCCACCCCAAGUUCCGUGACCGGUUCGUCCGCCAUCGGGCCGGCAGCCGUGGCAGCGACCAAGGCCGGAGCGGAUUCAAAGGCAGAUGACACCCCUACCCAGGAAGCCGCCGCUACCCCGGUUCCUGCUAUUCCCCCCAAGUUACGCGAAAAGGCGAUUCGCCAGCGUGUCCUAUAUACAGCCAAUGUUGGCGAUGCCCGUGUGAUACUGUGUAGGAACGGCAAAGCCCUUCGCCUGUCUUACGAUCACAAGGGUAGUGAUGAGAACGAAGGGAGAAGGAUUGCUAACGCGGGAGGCUUGAUUCUCAAUAAUCGAGUUAACGGAGUUCUCGCUGUAACUAGAGCCCUUGGCGAUGCCUAUAUCAAAGAUCUUGUUACUGGGCAUCCUUACACAACAGAGACUGUCAUCCAGCCAGACCUUGACGAGUUCAUCAUUUUGGCCUGUGACGGGCUCUGGGAUGUAUGUAGUGAUCAAGAGGCUGUCGAUUUGAUUCGCAAUGUGUCUGAUGCCCAGGAGGCAUCGAAGAUUCUGGUUGAUCAUGCCCUUGCGCGGUUCAGCACUGACAACCUUUCCUGUAUGGUGAUUCGUCUCUAUGCAGACCGCCACCGCGAAGUUGCUAGUCAAGCAGUCGACCUGGCUGGGUGGGAGAGCCGCUCCUCGCGUGGUUUAAGCGAGACCGAUAAGAUUGUCGAAGGAGCUAGGAAGAGCAUGGCCAACACUGGAAUAGCAGAUGAAUCGGAAACGCUCAAGAAAGUUCACGAUGAGGCAGAAGAAUGCACACCAGAGGAAGUACCGGAGUCCAUAUUAUCUGCCUCGCCAAAUGCCCCAGCGGCUACACUCAAUCAGCCGAACAAGCCGGGUUCGAGCGACAGUACAUGA